Elgaria multicarinata webbii is the source of this 1749-nucleotide messenger RNA. It is a transcript of the gene AIFM2, whose product is annotated as apoptosis inducing factor mitochondria associated 2. Gene Ontology annotation, molecular function: flavin adenine dinucleotide binding; electron-transferring-flavoprotein dehydrogenase activity. The transcript is spliced from 9 exons. Gene Ontology annotation, cellular component: cytoplasm; mitochondrion. Lineage: Eukaryota; Metazoa; Chordata; Lepidosauria; Squamata; Anguidae. Bases 216 to 1337 code for a protein of 373 amino acids. Gene Ontology annotation, biological process: apoptotic mitochondrial changes; positive regulation of apoptotic process. The record is from RefSeq and is a predicted model, not a curated record.
GUUUGGCGUGCCGAGUCCUGCCUUGGCACACGCACCAUCAAAACUUGCGCAGGCUGCUUAUCAUCUGCCCCCAUGGAAAUAAAUAAGGCUAAAAACUCCAGCCUUCCUUCGGCCAUUUGCAGAAGCCGCAUUUUGUAGCUGUUCCAUCGCCGACCAAUCGCCAGCGCCUUAGCAGUGUUCUCUGCCGAAGACGUUUUGGUUUGGCAAGCCGUGUGAUGGGCUCCAGGCUCUCCGUGGAUGAUUCGGUGCGCGUGGUCAUCGUCGGAGGGGGCUUCGGUGGGAUUGAAGCCGCCCUCCAGCUCCGGCGUUGGGGGGUCCCCUUCGUUCUCGUGGACAUGAGAGACGCUUUCCACCACAACGUGGCUGCCCUGCGCGCCUCCGUCCAGAGCGGCUUUGCCAAGAAAACCUUCAUCUCCUUUGCCGUGACCUUUAAAGAUAAUUUCCGGCAGGGCAAGGUGGUUGGAAUUGACUUGGAAAAACGGUGCGUCCUGUUGAACGAUGAGGAAGAACUCUUCUUUUCUCACCUGAUCAUUGCCACAGGAAGUGACGGACCUUUCCCUGGGAAAUUUAACAAACUCAUUGACAUGCAGGCUGCUAUUCAGACCUAUGAGGACAUGGUUAAGGAGGUUCAAAAAGCUCCUCGCAUAGUAAUCGUGGGUGGUGGUUCUGCUGGUGUUGAAAUGGCUGCAGAAGUUAAGACCAAGUAUCCCAGCAAAGAGGUCACUCUAAUUCACUCCAAAAUUGCAUUGGCAGACGUAGAACUCCUCCCCAGAGUUCGACAGGAGUUGAAGGAGACUCUGUUACAGGAAGGGGUGCAUCUCUUGUUGGGUCAAAAAGUUGCUAACCUGCAUAUGCUGACUUUACACCGAUUCAAAGAGAACAUGACGGUGAAGACUGAUAAAGGCACAGAGAUUGUUACUGAUAUGGUGAUUCUUUGCACUGGAAUAAAAGUCAAUUCAUCAGCAUAUAGCAGUGCAUUCAGUGACAAGCUGGCAAGUAAUGGUGCUUUGAAAGUGAAUGAGCACCUUCAGGUUGAAGGAUAUGAUAACGUUUAUGCCAUUGGUGACUGUGCUGAUGUGAAGGAGCCAAAGAUGGCAUACCAUGCUGGACUCCAUGCAGAGGUUGCGGCGACCAACAUAAUCAACAGCCUGGCACAGAAGCCUCUGAAAAGCUACACGCCAGGAUCACUGACCUUCCUGAUUUCAUUGGGAAGAAAUGAUGGAGUGGGUCAGAUCAAUGACUACUAUGUGGGACAUAUCUUAGUGACUCUUGUCAAGAGCAAGGACCUUUUUCUCUCCAAAAGUUGGAAAAAGAUGCAUCAAUGUAUGCCUUGCUAGUCAGAAAAGAGGGAAGCUCACAAGAAAAGAUACAGGUGUGACAGCACCAGUGCCAAAAAGAGCAUACCUUUGAACUAAUAGUACAAUGGGCUAUUUGUCUAAAAAAUAAGCUUGUUAUAUGUUCAUUAGACCUUUGUAGAAGGUGUAUUUCAUAUUGGACCUAACAUGGAUUUUGUAAAACUAAAUAAACACUUGUUGGAUUAAAGGAAAUAGCAAGCUAUAUGAUCUAUGGAUAUCAAAUGCACUCUUGCUUUGUAAAAAGAAAAGGGGGGGGGCAUGCAAGGCUGAAGUUAGCCCACUCUUACUCUAAGAACCUACCUUAAAAUGCUACACCCACUUCCUUGAGUGGCUGAAAUAAGAUUAAUUAAAUUAUCCAUGUAAAACAGGGGUAGGCAACUUGUGGCUCUCCAGC